This is a messenger RNA of Lobosporangium transversale, 1970 nucleotides long. RefSeq lists its product as hypothetical. Gene Ontology annotation, molecular function: phospholipid binding; clathrin binding. Bases 215 to 1960 code for a protein of 581 amino acids. NCBI's taxonomy places the organism in Eukaryota, Fungi, Mortierellomycota, Mortierellomycetes, Mortierellales, Mortierellaceae. The transcript has 10 exons. Gene Ontology annotation, biological process: endocytosis. The record is from RefSeq and is a predicted model, not a curated record. Gene Ontology annotation, cellular component: clathrin vesicle coat; endosome; plasma membrane.
CUUUUUCACUCCUUUUUGAAUUGACAAUUCCAUUCCAUUCCUUUUCUUCGCUCUCCUUUCAUUCUCCCUCACUUUCUUUCUCUCACACUUACUGACACAGCUGUAUUCGCAUACUCACCCACAUAUUCAUAUUCAUAUUCAUAUUCAUUCAUACACAUACAUUUUCACACACACACACACACACACACAAGCAUAUUUAUACAUAGCAACAACCAUGUCGGCUACUCCAAAAUAUGCCGCCAAGAGCACACUUCGCUCAAUUAAAAACUUUUCCAAAGGCUAUACAGACAUGCAAGCCAAGGUUCGAGAAGCAACCUCAAACGACCCUUGGGGACCAAGUGGCACACAGAUGAAUGAACUCGCUGCUGCAACCUUUAAUCAGCAGGCUUUUCUUGAGAUUAUGGAGAUCUUGGAUAAGCGCAUGAAUGACAAAGGCAAAAAUUGGCGACAUGUUUUCAAGGCCUUGACUGUUCUUGACUAUCUACUUCAUGUUGGAUCUGAGAAUGUGGUCCGAUAUGCCCGUGAAAAUAUCUAUAUCGUCAAGACUCUUAAAGAGUUCCAGUAUAUCGAUGAAGAAGGAAAAGAUCAAGGAUCAAAUGUGCGUCAGAAAGCCAAAGAUAUUACAGCCCUACUCUCUGAUGAGGCUCGAUUGAAGGAAGAGCGACGGUCUCGUAAUGCUAUGCGUGACCGUAUGAGCGGAAGGACAUAUGGAGACGAUCAUUCACCUGUCUAUGAGCGUCCUGGAGCUAUCGAUGAUGAUCGUGACCUGCAGCGUGCGAUCGAGGAGAGCAAACGUACCGCACGUGAAUCCAGCCAGCGCAAAAGUGAAGAAGACGAUAUCCAAAAAGCACUUGAGCUGAGCAUGAAGGAGGAGGAGGACAGACGAAAGAAUGUUGAAAAAUACAACCAACUUUCAUUGACAGAAGAUUGGGAAGCAGAUUCAAAGCCAGCGAAUCAGUUUGAGCAGAACAAUUUUGACUUUUUCGGUAAUGACUUUGGCGGCCAAAACAAUAAUAAUGGGAACAAUCUUGAUGCUUUCUCUUCCAUGAAUGGCUUCAAUGGCAACAACAAUGCUUUCCUUCAACAGCAACCCACUGGAAUGAACAACCCCUACCUUCAGUUCCAACAGCAGCAGCUUCAGCAACAACAACUUCAACAGCAAGAAUUAAUGCGCCAGCAGAUGUUGGAGCAACAGAUGCAGCAACAGCAGCAGAUGGCAUUUAUGAACUCGAUAAACAACCCAUAUCAACAACAGCUGAUGGUCCCUCAAAUGACAGGAACACCUACAAUUGGAUCCAAUAACCCAUUCAGUGCUUUCGCUCAAAAGCCUGCCAUGACGGGACAACCCUUCAAUUCGAAUGGCAUGAGUGACUUAAAUAAUGGCCUCAAUAAUAAUAAUGGUUUGAAUAGCAGCAUGAGCAAUGGAUUUGGUAACAAUGGAUUUGGCAGUAAUGGGUUUGGCAGCAACAGUUUCAACAGUGGAAGCAAUACCAAUAGCAGUAGCAAUAAUGCCAGCAACAAUAAUCCAUUGGGCGAUCUUGCUUUCCUCCAGAAUACCAUGACUGGAUCACCUGCUGCUAACAAGGCUACUAUAGCAAAGCCAUCUAAUCCAAAUGACGAGAAAUACUCUGCGUUAGCUAUGGCACUUCAAAACCGCGAAGAUGGCAUGGAUACUUUUGGAAAUACAGGACAGCUUCGUAUCCCAGCUCACCAUAGUUUCGGGUUAGGCAACCGUGGAGCCAACAACAUAGGUGGAGGAAGUGCAGCCAAUCCAUUCCAAGGUUUCGGAGGCAACAGUAACACCAGCAACUCGUUGAUCGACGUUGGUGAUACCUCGCUUGGUCGCAGCAAUAGCAACAACCCUUUCCAGGCGCAGGCGACUGGCUUUGGCAACAAUAACACCUUUGGACAGUCUACAAACAUGAACGGCGGAGCUUACAGCAGCAACACCCUGUUUUAAGGAAACAGAC